AUGAAGAAGAAGAGACCAACAGAGGUAAAACCGAACAAUUUGCUAAGGCUAGUCGAACAGCGACUUCAAUCCCGACGACAAGGAUUUUCUAGUACUAAAGACCAGCAGGCACUAGAUAUACCUGAAGACUGCCUAUUCAACAUCGCUCUCCGGCUCCCCCUCGAGUCCAUCGUGACCUCAAGAUUCGUUUGCAAGUCAUGGUACAAAGUCAUCAACAGCCCCCAUUUCAUGAACUUGCACCUGACCCGUUCGGAACCCGGGUUAAUUUUCUUGGUUCCAAUCGCCAGAUCAAACUCGUCACACGAUCCUGAACCAAAAGUCAACUUCUCGGUCGAAGCCAAGUCAAUGGGCCUCGACUGGCCCCUUCUGGACUCGGCUCCCCCAUUAUACCACAUAAAGUUUCUAGAAAUCAAAAACGGCAAAGGCAUUACAAGAGAGUACAAUUUGACGUGCAUCGGCAAAAUUAAAGCGGCCUGCAAUUCCCUGAUCCUGCUCGAGAACUGUUCCAAGAAAGGUGGUGGGUUAAUCCUCAUGAACCCGGUGUCUCGGGAGCUCAAAAAUAUCCCGUUGGGCACAGUUUCUUAUGGGGGAGUCGAGUCAUACGGGCUGGCUUUUAGCAAAGAACUCAAAAUUUAUAAAUUAGUCCAUUUGUUUUUGGUGGCGGGCUUCAUCGGGUGUGAGGUCAUGGACAUCAGGCACGGGUCAUGGAGAGAGGUUGAUGGGCCACAGAACGUUCUUUACCGCAUGAGCUUGGGUAGCCCGAUUUUCGCUAUGGGGGCCCUGCACUGGAACCACCUGCCCAUCAGUAGUAAUAACGGGCAUUUGGUAUCAAUGACUUUGAAUGACGAGAAGUUUAGGACGAUACUCUUUGCUGAUGGCAUUCGGAUCUCGAAUGGGAUUUUUGAGAUGGGCGGGGUUGUUUGUUGCAUGUCGCGUGAGGAGGCCCAUUGGGUCAAUGUGUGGGCCUUAAGGGGUUUGGAUGGCGAGGGGUGGGAGAAAAUGUAUAGCAUAUGUGCUGAAGGGGUUGGGUAUAUGGUGCCCCUUUACUGUGGUGGAGGAGUUAAUGGAAAGUUUGUUUUCAGGAGUAAAGAUGGGGUUCUGUAUGCUUAUGAUCAUCGAUCGGGAGUUAUGGAGAAAAUUGGGACGACUUGGGAAUGGAGAAGCUAUCUUCCUCAUGUGAACGGUCUUGUCUCGUGGAGGAACUAA
This is a messenger RNA of Striga hermonthica, 1206 nucleotides long. The record is from the annotation of a GenBank genome assembly. NCBI's taxonomy places the organism in Eukaryota, Viridiplantae, Streptophyta, Magnoliopsida, Lamiales, Orobanchaceae.